AUGGUCAACAUAGCGGUUGCUGGUGGAACGGGUGACGUUGGACGCACCAUCGUUGAAGUUAUUAGUUCAAAUCCCAAGAAUAAGAUCUUCACUUUAUCGCGCAAGGUGAAGAUAAACCCAGCACCGAAAGGCGACAAUAGUGUCAUUAUUGUCGAUUAUUCCAGCGUGGAUGAUCUCAAAAGAGCACUUGAGGUGUAUGAAAUCGAUGUGGUUAUAUCCUGUCUAGCCCUCAUAGACGAAGCUACAAGCCAUGCUGAAAUCAACCUCAUUCGAGCUGCGAACGGUUCAUCAAAAACUACGCGCAUGAUAUCCAGUCUUUGGUCGAUUCCUAGUCCACCAGAGUAUGUACCAAACUUCCCUUUCACAAUAGUCACAUGCAUAUGGAUCGAAGAACUUAAGAAGACCACUCUUGAAUACACUCGCAUUAUUAAUGGUCACUUCUCGGAUUACUACGGUUACCCCUUUGUGAAAAGUCACCUCAAGCAUGCCGACUUCCUAAUCGACAUUGCAAACAAGACCGCGGUUAUCCCAGGCACAGGCGAUGACAAAGUCGCUUUCACUUACAGCUUCGACGUUGCCCAUUAUGUGGACGCUCUGGUUUCGACAGACAUACAGUGGCCAAAGGAAAGCAAAAUCAUUGGCGACAUCCUCACAGUCAACGAAUUGGUGCAGAUGGCAGAAGAAGCUCGGGGCCAAAAGUUCACCAUAUAUCGGGAUAGCAUCGAGAAUCUCCAUGCUUUUCAGCCCACGGAACUACCCUCUCACGCUGAUGCAUACAAAUUGUUUCCCAAGCUGAUGCUCCAGAUGAUGUUUGCAGUACUCAGCCAGUGGAUUACUCAAGGAUUGUUUGACAUCUCACUUGAUGGCUCUUUGAACCGCUUGUUUUCUCAUAUCAAGACCAAAUCAGUUAGGGAAAUUAUCAAGGAGGCCUGGUGA
Molecule: messenger RNA, 936 nt
Organism: Colletotrichum truncatum
Lineage: Eukaryota; Fungi; Ascomycota; Sordariomycetes; Glomerellales; Glomerellaceae
Product: NmrA-like family protein
Source: RefSeq, a predicted model, not a curated record